Molecule: messenger RNA, 1340 nt
Organism: Teleopsis dalmanni
Lineage: Eukaryota; Metazoa; Arthropoda; Insecta; Diptera; Diopsidae
Product: protein shisa-5
Exons: 5
Coding region: 350-799 (149 amino acids)
Source: RefSeq, a predicted model, not a curated record
AUAAUAAAAAUUUGCUGAUUAGAUAGUUGCUCUUGAGAUUUUCUCAGAAGUUAUACGCAAAAAGGUAAGAAGAGAAUUGAUAAAACUCUCUGUAACUGAUAUUGCAAUUGUAUAAACAACCAAACACUAUACAAAAUAUUAAAUUGCCAAUUCAGAUAGAGAAGUUCUACGAAAAGAUCUUAUUAAGAAAAGGCAGUGACGAAGAGCUACAAAAUUUGCUAUCAAUUUUCGCAUUGUUGGUCUGUCAAAGAUAAUAGCAACAAGUGUAUUACAAAAUAUUUAAAGCGUUAAUUGAUUUAACAGUAAAUAAGAAAAUCUGGAUACUUUUGACGACGACGUAUUCGACAACAUGGACAUUUGGGGAAUUUUUAUGUUUUGCCUGCUAGUGUUCUUGAUAAUGAGUUGCUGCGGUUAUUGCUGCUCCUCAAAAAGACGUGGUACUAUUCUAUCAACGCCUGUUGUAGUUACCUCAGCUACACAUACUGCGCCUGGUGGUUAUCCAGUUACACAAAUGCCUCCGCCAGGUGGUUAUCAAACAAAUGUUACAGUGGCACCUUACCCCACUCAUCAACAACCACAUAUGCAAAUGCAAAUGCCAAUGCCAAUGCCUAUGCCUGGAAUGCAACCAUCAGGAGGCAUGCAACCUCAUAUGGCUCCAUACCCUCCGAUGGGAGCACAAAGUUCUGCAAUGAAUCCACCAUCAUAUGAUGUGGCUGUGGCUGGUGUUGGUGCCGGUUAUCCAAAUCAAUCUGCCUAUGAAAAACAAGCGCCAUAUAAUCCAAGUUUUACGGCACAAUAAAGUCUUACACAAUCAAUCUAACAUAUAAGUUAUAGCAUUUUAUGUUUAUAUUUAAAUAAUAUUUCUAUAAAAUUUCUAUUAAAUUGGGCUAAUACUUAUGUGCGUGUACAUUGUCUCCAUUAAAACUAUCCUGUAAAAAUGUGUCUUCAAUGGUGUGUUUCCUGUACUAAAUGAAAUGUGCUACACAUUCUUUCAUACGAACCAAAGGAAUACGAUAUUGUGUUAUUGUGAAAUAUUAUUAUUAUAUAUAAAUUUUAUAAAAAUAUGUCAAUCUGCACAUUUAAAUGUUUAAGUAGUGCACUCAGUGAAUUAGACAUUCAAAGAAGUGAAAUGUAUUCCGAUCUAUGCCAUACGAAAAUAGCACAAAUGAAUUGCUUCACGAAUAUCAAAACUCCAUUUGAUAUAUAAACUACAGAACCCAUAUGUUUAAACUUAAAAAUCAGUUUUAAAUAAAUCAUUAUAAAUAGUUAUUGUUGUGAUCUAAUGUAAGAUAAUACAUAAAAAAUGAAGUACGAUUUAGUGAAUGUAUUAAUAAAUUACU